Messenger RNA from Anopheles cruzii, 1040 nucleotides. RefSeq names its product zinc finger protein 883-like. The annotation marks the transcript as partial. The record is from RefSeq and is a predicted model, not a curated record. Lineage: Eukaryota; Metazoa; Arthropoda; Insecta; Diptera; Culicidae. The transcript is spliced from 2 exons.
AUGAAAACUCACAAUAAGCAGAAACAGAAGCACACCGGUGAGAAGCCGUUUCAAUGUACAGUCUGUGACAAAACGUUUCUUACGAAAGCCACCCUGAAUCAACAUACGAAAAUUCACGACAAGGAUCAACAUCAUCAGUGUCCUCAGUGUCCACAAAAGUUCGCACAGUUAUUGCAACUACAGAAUCACAUAAGGAAGCACACCGCCCACUUGCUUGUCCAUUCAAAAAUUCACAACAAACAUCAACAACAUCAGUGUCCGCAGUGUAUAAAAACGUUCCCACAGUAUUCUCAACUAAGGAAUCACUUUAGAACGCACACCGGCGAAAAGCCAUUCCAGUGUCUGAUCUGUGGCAAAGCGUACCCUGCGAAAAAUAGUUUAGAUUAUCAUGUGAAAAUGCACAACAAGGAUCAACAAUAUCAAUGUCCUCACUGUGACAAAGCGUUUUAUGUGAAAGGCAACCUGUAUCAACAUAUGAAAAUUCACAACAAGGAUCAACACCAUCAGUGUCCGCACUGUCCACGAAAGUUCGCACAGCGUAUUCAACUAACGAAUCACAUUAGGACGCAUACCGGCGAAAAGCCGUUUCAAUGUAAAGUUUGUGGCAAAGCGUUCCAUUCGCUAAACAACUUGUGUACACAUUCGAAAAUGCACAACACGGAUCAACACCAUCAGUGUCCGCACUGUCCACGAAAGUUCGCGUGGACAGGUCCACUUAAGAGUCACAUUGAGAUGCACACCCUUGAGAAGUCGUUCCAGUGUGAGGUCUGUGACAAAGCGUUUCAUGCGAAAACCAUCUUGGAUGAUCAUAUGAACACUCACAACAAGGUUCAACAACAUCAGUGUCCGGAGUGUCCACAAAAUUUCCCUCUGCUAACGCAACUAAAGGAUCACAUUAAGAUGCACACCGGUGAGAAGCCAUUUCAGUGUAAAGUCUGUGACAAAGCGUUUCAUACAAAAACUAUCUUGCAUAAUCAUGUGAAAAUUCACGACAAGGAUCACCACCUUCAGUGUCCGCAGUGUCCACAAAAGUUCAUAAG